Messenger RNA from Rhipicephalus microplus (southern cattle tick), 921 nucleotides. Its product is annotated as venom allergen 5 2-like. Lineage: Eukaryota; Metazoa; Arthropoda; Arachnida; Ixodida; Ixodidae. The record is from RefSeq and is a predicted model, not a curated record.
AUGACCGCUGCGGCCUUCGGUCCUCUCCUCCUGGCGACGGCGUGGACAUCGCUGUGGUCGCCCGCCGACGCCCAAUGCACCCCGGAGUUGCGUCGCAAGAGACCGACGCACACAGUGUGCCAGCCUCCCAACCCGGCGUGCACGAUAUACAGGAGUGGCGUGAACGACGCCGACAGAGCCCUGAUCUUGAGCCGCCACAACGAACAUCGGAGCCAGGUGGCGAAGGGGCGGCUGCCGGGAUUCGCGGCGGCGACCGACAUGCAGGAGUUGCGGUGGGACGAAGAGGUGGCACUGGUGGCGCAGGCCCACGCUGACCUCUGCACGCCAGCCAGCGGAGAUUUGCUGCAGCACGACAAAAACGAGAACCGUUUCACCUCGAAAUUCCAAUACGUGGGCCAGAACUUGGCGUGGGACGGACAGUCGUACCCGGUCAAUGGGCCCAACUGGACCCACGCCAUCGACGAAUGGUACAUCGAGUACAAGUACUACCCGGCCCAGUACGUCCGCAAGUUUCCCGGCGCUGGGCGCACGGCAAGGCCCACGGGGCACUUCACCCAGGUCAUCUGGGCCAAUACCAGCAACAUCGGCUGCGGCUACGUCUACUACACGGUUCCCGGAGCACGGUUCCCGCACAUGCGCAAGUACACGUGCAACUACGGUCCAUCGGGGAACUUCAGGAAUCGACCCGUCUACACAGAGGGCGCCACGUGCAGUGCCUGUCCACCGCCCACGCGCUGCAGCCAAGCCACGGGGCUAUGCGAUGGCCAAGGACCUGCGAAGAAGGGUGGCCAGGACCCUUCGCCACCGCCGGACACUCCCGGAGUGCCGCCUACCUCUGAGCCGCCGAUGGAGACGCCGUCGUGGCCUUACGUAACACUCGGUGUGACCCUGAUUGCCUCUAUGCGACUGACGACAGCCUGA